AUGAUUAUUUUUCCAGUAGAAAUAUGGCUUAUGAUAUUAAAAUUAACGGAUAAAACUACUCUAUGGAAGCUUCGUGUGGUUAGUAAACGAAUGUAUGGUCUGACUGGUAUUGCCUUUAAACUCCAAUUUUCUAGCAUCAUUUUAAAAAACGACACUCUACUCUAUGCAGCAGCACAACUUCCAACGCGACCUUCAUCGCUACAGUUUACAAUGAACCUCACUGCUGCAUGUUUCCAAUCGCCAGUGUCGUAUACUUUUGUGCCAACACACAUUUCCAAAUGUGGUAGAUUAUUGCUGCGUACCUGCGCUGCAAUGAAACCAGUGCCACUUGUAGGAUUUCGAGGAUUUGGAGCAUUGCUGGCUUGCGUGUGCGUUAAGCUUGAUCCAGAUCAUACUCAAAAUGCCAGUAAUGGUAGUGACAGAGUCAGAUGCAUAACCGAUUAUUAUAAAAAUAUUACUGCAUUUCGACCAGCACAAUCAUCUACUUCUAGUGUUUCAUUCCCGCUUACUAGAUCACCCAUUUCAUCAGAUAUGGGCACUGUGUCCCAUGGUCUAUCUGAAAUAUCGAUGACUUCCCCAUCUACACCGUUAAACGAAUCAACUAGUCCAAAUGUUACCAUCUCAACGUCUACUCAGAUCGAAUCACAGUCCUUGGCUAUUGCGCUUCCUUACCAAUCUGAAUUUAAAAGAAUUGCAGCAUUUCUUCAAGCAGGAUGGUCAAAUCUAGGCACAUUGAUUCCAGCCUCUCUUCUUCCAGCUUACAGUACUCUUUUUCGUCACGUCUUUUCAACGUACACCAGUGUGUUUGAUCGCCCCAAUCUUAAUAUGGAUUUGAGUUUACAAAUGGCAUUGUUGUCUCAAACAUGGCGAGUCAUUGAUGUUUUAGCUCCACCUGGUGGUCGAGACGUGAGACUUUGUCGUGACGAUAGAUGCUGUCCAUCGGCGCUCUGUGCAACGGUGCAAUGCUCGUCAUGGGACGUGCAAGUGGAUGAUUUAUGUGACACGUUGGACGAGUUGGGACUAGAAGAAUCAAAUAUAGCUGGAUCCACCGCGGUAAACACUCCCAUGACUGCAGUAUUGGAUGAAACACAUGUAAAAACUCAAGCAAGCAUACCAUCAAACGAUGGCGAAGAUGAGCUUACAUCCACACUAUCCAUUGAAUCUGAUUCAAUAUCCAAUAUAGCUUCAAGUCCAUCAACAGCUGCAACUCCACAACUCCAGCCAGUAGAUUUCAAUCCUGAAGAGUCAAACCCAUGUACACUAUCCAAUUACAUCCAUGAGCACAAACUUGCUCCACAGCUGCAUAUGGAUCUCUCCAUUAGCAAGGCUGUAUAUGUUUCGCGUCGUCCACUAUGCAAAAGUACAUUGGGCGGACUGGAUCUUGUACAUUACAUGUUUGAUCUUACCAACAACUCCAUUUUAACUCUUGUGUGUUUGGCGCACAAUGGACAAGGUGAGCACGAUAGUGUUGUAGAUAUCAUGUUGGAUGUUACGCCCAAAUGGAUAGCUGAAGCACCCGUCCAGAAUGGAGGUGGGCUGGAUACAGAUAUCGCGAGAUUGUUUGAUAGAUAUCGUGCUGGUGGAAAAAGAAGCUGGACGUCGGGUAGAGACUCGAUCAACCAGCACCAAGCUGAAGAGUUGGACAUGGAUGCUAUAUGA
Batrachochytrium dendrobatidis JAM81 is the source of this 1659-nucleotide messenger RNA. RefSeq lists its product as uncharacterized. Lineage: Eukaryota; Fungi; Chytridiomycota; Chytridiomycetes; Rhizophydiales. The transcript has a single exon. Bases 1 to 1659 code for a protein of 552 amino acids. The record is from RefSeq and is a predicted model, not a curated record.